AAGAUACUUCUGUGAUAAAAUAAACCUUUUACGUUUGAAUUUUUUUCAGAAUAAAAAAUGGUGUCCGGGGCAGUGGGGGCCGGAGGCCCUGAGGUUACUCAGGUUUCCUCAAUGCCCGUACCUCCAAUGCACUACAUAAAGCUGUACACGGAUGAAGCUGUACGGAAAGAACAAGUUCCCAGACCACCGCCACCAAUUCAAGACACGUAUAGUAUGUUUGGAAUACAAAUAAACAAUGAUGACGCAAUUAUACAAACCUUAGAAUCUCAGGGUAUAAAGAAGCUGCUACCCAAUAAGGAUGUUGACAGGAAGAAGGAAUUAAGAAAAUUAAAUCAUUCAAUAAUGCUCAACUUCCUUGACCUCCUAGAGAUACUCAUUAAGUGUCCUGAAUCUGGUAAGAGAGAGGAAAAGAUAGAUGAUAUAAAUCUACUGUUUAUCCAUAUGCAUCAUCUUAUUAACGAGUUUAGACCGCACCAGGCCCGUGAAACCCUCCGUGUUAUGCUCAUGGUCCAGAAGAGAAGAAGAGUACAGUUUACAUCAAGGUUUAAAGAACAACUGGAGAAGGUGAAAGGAAUUAUCCAGGAAGCUUUAGAGGCUUUGCCCAGACGAAAAGAUGAGAUGUACUCUGACAAGGACAGCAAGGGAGACAUUAAGGCAGGGUUGAAUGACGGGAAGGAGAGUGAAGGGGAGGAGAAGGAUGUGUGUACUAGCCUAGACAGGAUUAUGUGUGGUAUUGUGGAUGAUACUGACCAUGGGAAAGAAUCUUAGAUAAAACAUAAAUGAACACUGAAUAUAGUGAUAGUUCUUAAAUUCAUUUGAUGGAUAGAAAACUUGAUAUAAAAGUGAAAAGCAAAUUCUAUAAGAUGAUGGAGGGAAAAAUGCAUUUGAAUGAAAAUGUUUUUGUUCACGUGAUUUGUUUAUUUCAGACAUGAAAUAUAUCAAGAUUGUUCCUUU
Eurytemora carolleeae is the source of this 954-nucleotide messenger RNA. RefSeq names its product mediator of RNA polymerase II transcription subunit 7 (gene MED7). Gene Ontology annotation, molecular function: transcription coregulator activity. The record is from RefSeq and is a predicted model, not a curated record. Gene Ontology annotation, cellular component: mediator complex; core mediator complex. Gene Ontology annotation, biological process: regulation of transcription by RNA polymerase II. The transcript is spliced from 8 exons. Bases 58 to 768 code for a protein of 236 amino acids. NCBI's taxonomy places the organism in Eukaryota, Metazoa, Arthropoda, Copepoda, Calanoida, Temoridae.